Messenger RNA from Guillardia theta CCMP2712, 1062 nucleotides. RefSeq lists its product as hypothetical. Bases 1 to 1062 code for a protein of 353 amino acids. Lineage: Eukaryota; Cryptophyceae; Pyrenomonadales; Geminigeraceae. Gene Ontology annotation, molecular function: DNA-binding transcription factor activity, RNA polymerase II-specific; zinc ion binding. Gene Ontology annotation, biological process: regulation of DNA-templated transcription. The record is from RefSeq and is a predicted model, not a curated record. The transcript is spliced from 4 exons.
AUGAAGAGCAUGAAAACUUUGCAGAUGAGUUCAGAAAGCGACCACUUCCAGCAGGACUUCAUCUGCGAAGAAACAGGGCAAAAAAAGAGAAGAAAACAGGUACAUAUAGCAUGUAUCGUCUGUGCGAAAGCCAAGGCUGCAUGUAGCGAUACUCGCCCUUGCGCUAGAUGCGUCAGGCUAGCCAAGCAGGACCAGUGUGUGGACAGCGCAGACGUGCGGGCAAGAUGGUGGUCGGAGCGGUCGAGCGAGGAGCUGGCGGAGCUGCCGACGUCGACCAAGAGGUCGCGGGCAGCUCGGUCGGGCUUCGGGUGGCAGGACACGAGCUUCUUCAACUCCAGCCACUACCAGCUGCCCAAGAACGCAGGCGAGCUGCCAGCGCCGCCGGAGCUGCUGGUGGGGUUGGUGGCGGGAGUGGAGCCGACGGCAAGGGGGUGGGGCGGGAGGAGCUUGAUGGAGAGAGGCUACGGGAUGCCAGGGGUGGUGGGGAGUCUGGUGAUGCAGGAGGCUGUACGUGCAGGAGGAGCAGCGGGAUGGUACAGGAAGGAGCAGACGAGAGGCCUGGAGCUGACGAGCGGUCAGAGCGUCGCGGGGUGGGGGGUGGGCGGAGGAAUCUUGUCCAGGGCGACGCUCGCAGGGGGAGGGCGAGGAGAGAUGAUGGCGAGCUGGCGAGGAGAGCGAGAGGGACAGCGAUGGCAGGAGGAGCUGAGGCCGGGAGCAGAGGCGGGGCUGCUGUCACUGGGGAUGGUCGGUCGGUCGGGGUGGCCGCGAGGAGACGGGGAGGUAGGAGAGCAGGGGUUGAGCAGCGAGGCAGCGGAGAGGUUGCUGAGGCGAGGGAUGGAAGCGAUUGCAGCGGGGAGGGAGCAAGAGACGACGCUGAGGGCAGAGAUGGCUGGGGGAGAUCAGCCGGGAAGGAUACAGGGCGUGUUGGAUAAUUUGGCCGAUGAAGCUUCAAUGCUGAAACAAAAUGAAAUGUCUCAAUUCAAGGACAACGGGGAUGAUUCAUUUGAUGUGGACCUUUCAACCUGGCCAAGCUUGCCUCAAUUCUCAAAGUUCCUCUCCUGA